Akanthomyces muscarius is the source of this 1983-nucleotide messenger RNA. RefSeq lists its product as uncharacterized. Gene Ontology annotation, cellular component: site of double-strand break. Lineage: Eukaryota; Fungi; Ascomycota; Sordariomycetes; Hypocreales; Cordycipitaceae. Bases 1 to 1983 code for a protein of 660 amino acids. The transcript is spliced from 3 exons. The record is from RefSeq and is a predicted model, not a curated record.
AUGGACACCGACCCAGCGCCGCACGAGGCAGCACCAGCACCAGCAGCAGGCGCGGAGCCGUCCGGGGUCCAACAGCAUCUGCUCGGCCGCCCUGCAUCUUUGACCAAGUCAAGAUCCCUCUCCGACGGCGGAGGAACCACGCCCAAGCUCUCCCCGUCGCCGCACAUUGUCGUUUCUGCCCGCCGCACCUCCAAGGACGACCACGACAUUGACGACCUCUGCAGCAGCAGCAGCUUCCCCAACACUGGCGCUGCCGCCGUCGCCGCCAACCUGGCCGGCCUACCAUCCACCCCGAAGCGGUCAGAGGUUCGUGGCUUGUCGUCUCUGCACAUCCAGCAGCAGCAGCAGCCGCAGCCGCCACGAACCUCUACGCCCCCUCCUGCGGCCGUUGGCAGCACCGCGUUUGGCAAGCCCGCUCCUCUGUCCCCCAAGCUCGACCACUCCCACAUCUACGCCUCCCCGACCAACAUUCUCCCCCGACGAUCACGAGGCCUCGACUUUUCCCGCGCUGCCACGAGCCUACAUCAUUCUACCCUCGCCGAGUCGUCGCCAGAGUCAUCGCCUACCGUGGGCGGCCGCGGAAUGAACAUCCCCGCCAGGAGGAGGGAGUUCGGCCUGGGCGCCGAGCACAGCCUACAGUCCUCAGCGUCUGUGUGGCCCGCCCCGACAGGAAAUCCGGAGCGUAUGACGAUUAGCAGCUCGCUGGGUAGCACACAGGCCGUCGGCUCUGAGUCGUCAAGCUCCUCCGAAGACGAUGACCUUAUGGACGAGGACAUGGAUGAGGCGUAUGUCACCACGCCCCAGGUUUCAAGGUCCGGCCCCGGCGGAGGCAACCCGUUCGGUUCGCCGGCCAUCGGCCCUCUCGCCAGCUUCCAGAACCGCCAGCGGCCGCGGAAGCAUCCUAAGAAGAAGGUCCGUGGGCCGCUGGGCCUUGGCUUCAACAUCAAUUCAUCGGCACUGUCGCGAUCGCCCCCGAACAACUCGUCGCGCGCCCGCCGCGAGAGUAUCAGCUGGCAGGCAAAUCAGCUGCACAUUUCGAGCGGCGACGGUGAGGACAGCGGCAAGUCAGAUGUGGACGGUCCGUCUGCGGACGCCCAGCCCAGCGUAACACGACGAGCAGUAACUCGCCGCGGCAACCUUUUGCCGAAAACCAAAACUUUUGCCCGAAUUCGAGCUGCGCUGCUAGAAGAAGGUGCCCCGGCAGAAGCGGAGUUUCGUCGAGAAGCUGAAGUCGUCAAGCAAGUCCGCGAGAGCGAUGUUGAGCAAGAGGCCCGCCCGGCAACAAAUGUCUUUGAUCUGUCGCAGGCCGUCAGCGCGCUGUCGUCGCCCAACAUGGUCAACCAGGACACCAUCGACGAACCCGAGGAAGACCUGAUGCGCGACUUGUCAACAGGCUUGUCCAGUAGUUUUAAGCAACAGAUGCUGAAGACCAAGUCCAAGUCGUUCUGGGAUACCUUUUCCGAGUGCAGCAGCACUGGUGGCGGCGGGCGUGCUUCUCCGCCGCCACAACCCUUUGUGCCUCGCGAAUCGUCCUCGGGCAUGAGCGAAGAUGCCGGCAUGGACUCGCCAUCCUUUCCAUUAUUUCAAAGCUACCAGCAGUCGCAAGCUACCGCCAUUGGUCCCCAGCCUCCGUCUGCGGCGGAGAUUACCCGUCGUAUUAACAACAAGCGCCGUCGCGACGACGACCUGGACCCCGUGAGCUUCAAGCGCCGCGCUGUGAGCCCCGGCAUGAGCGUGCACAACUCGCCCGUCGUGCAGAGCCCCAUGCAGCGUGACAAUGUCCAUUGGAGCUCGGGUUCCCGCCCCGGUAGCACCGGCGGCGAGAGGGCCGGCAGCAGCGCGCAGAGUGACUCGGGCAGCAUGGGCGGCGGCAACACGUCGGGCACGCCCAGCGGCAGCCGCGUGAGCGGUAACAAGGGCAGGGUCGGCUUCCAGGGCAUGGUGGACGCAAACGACGCCAUUAUGCGCAUGAGCAUUGAGUAA